Gastrolobium bilobum is the source of this 4320-nucleotide messenger RNA. RefSeq names its product ABC transporter C family member 3-like. Gene Ontology annotation, cellular component: plant-type vacuole; vacuolar membrane. Gene Ontology annotation, molecular function: ATP hydrolysis activity; ABC-type transporter activity; ATP binding. Gene Ontology annotation, biological process: transmembrane transport. The coding region runs from base 107 to 4105 and encodes 1332 amino acids. Lineage: Eukaryota; Viridiplantae; Streptophyta; Magnoliopsida; Fabales; Fabaceae. The record is from RefSeq and is a predicted model, not a curated record. The transcript is spliced from 11 exons.
CAUUACUCUUCACCUAGCAAAAUCUACCCAAAGUGGAACUUCUUGUUUGUUUUGAAAAAGUAAGGUAUAUUAUUACUCUUCUCUCACUACUCCUCCAUGAUGCACCAUGGAACUGAUUUUCUCCUCCAAAUCACUUUCACAAAGUUCCUUUAUUACGGGUUUAUUUCUGGGAUGUUCUGUGAACAACAUGUCUAAACUUGCCCCUCUUGAAGAGGCCCUUUUGAAUGGUGAAUCUAGUGUAACCAGCAAUUCUAAUCCCAAUAAGACCAGAGGAAAUGAAAAUUUAACCCGUUAUUCAAAUGCUGGAUUUUUCAGCAUUCUUACUUUCUCAUGGAUGAGUCCACUAAUAACUCUAGGCAAUAAAAAGACUUUAGACCAUGAGGACCUCCCACUACUUGCUAGCAGUGACAGUGCCUAUGGGGCUUUUCCAGCUUUUAGAAACAAGCUUGAGUCAGAGUGUGGCAGUGUUAGGAGAGUGACUACUCUUAAGCUGGUGAAGGUGUUAAUAGUCUCAACAUGGAAAGGGAUCCUUUUAUCAGGUUUGUUUGCAUUCACAUACGCAUGUGCUUCUUAUGUUGGACCCUAUCUUAUUGACUUCCUUGUUCAAUACCUCAAUGGGGAGGAAAAGUUUAAAAAUGAAGGUUAUGUUUUGGUUACUGCCUUUAUUGCUGCAAAGCUUGUGCAGUGCCUUUCACAAAGGCACUGGAUGUUUAAGUUCCAGCAGGUUGGAGUAAGGACGCAAUCGAUGCUGGUGGCAAUGAUCUAUGCUAAAGGUUUGACCCUUUCAUGUCAAUCAAAGGAGGGUCACAGCAGUGGGGAAACCAUCAACUUAAUGACUGUUGAUGCUGCAAGGAUUGGUGAAUUUUGUUGGUACAUGCAUGAUCCAUGGAUGGCUGUUUUGCAAGUUGCAUUGGCCUUGUUAAUUCUCUAUAGAAAUGUAGGGAUCGCUUCUAUAGCUGCUUUUGCUGCCACUGUAAUUGUGAUGUUGCUAAACCUUCCUGUGGCAUCGUUGCAAGAAAAGUUGCAAGGUAAGGUAAUGGAGUUCAAAGAUAAAAGAAUGAAGGCGACUUCUGAGAUUCUAACGAAUAUGAGGAUUCUAAAACUGCAAGCAUGGGAGAUGAAGUUCUUAUCAAAGAUCAUUCAUCUUAGGAAGACUGAAGAGAUUUGGCUCAAGAAAUUUCUAGUUGGUUCAGCAAUUAUUAGAUUUCUCUUCUUUAAUGCCCCAACUUUUAUUGCUGUGGUUACUUUUGGUACUUGUGUUAUUAUAGGAAUUCCACUUGAAUCAGGGAAGAUCUUAUCUGCACUUGCAACAUUCCGAAUUCUUCAAAUGCCCAUCUACAGUCUUCCUGACACAAUUUCAAUGAUUGCACAAACUAAGGUUUCCCUUGAUAGGAUCGUAUCAUUUCUUCGUCUAGAUGACUUGCAGACUGAUGUAGUGGAGAAGCUUCCACGGGGUAAUUCUGAUAAAGCAAUUGAAUUAGUAGAUGGAAAUUUCUCUUGGGAAUCUUCUUCCCUUAAUACAACAUUGAAAAACAUAAAUCUCACAGUUUUUCAUGGUAUGAGGGUUGCUGUUUGUGGUACUGUUGGAUCAGGCAAGUCUAGUUUACUUUCUUGUAUACUGGGGGAAGUGCCAAAGCUAUCUGGGACCCUGAAGGUGUGCGGAACAAAGGCUUAUGUUGCUCAAUCACCAUGGAUACAGAGUGGCAAGAUAGAAGAGAACAUAUUAUUUGGUAAAGAGAUGGACAGGGAAAAGUAUGAGAAGGUGCUAGAAGCAUGUUCAUUGACAAAAGACUUGGAGCUUCUACCAUUUGGUGACCAGACAAUUAUUGGAGAGAAGGGAAUCAAUUUGAGUGGUGGACAGAAGCAAAGAGUACAAAUAGCCCGUGCUCUUUACCAAGAUGCUGAUAUAUAUCUUUUUGACGAUCCCUUCAGUGCUGUGGAUGCUCAUACAGGAUCUCAUCUCUUCAAGGAGUGUUUGCUUGGCCUUUUGAAAACAAAAACUGUGAUAUACAUAACUCAUCAAGUAGAGUUCUUACCUGAUGCUGAUCUAAUAUUGGUUAUGAGAGAAGGAAGGAUAACUCAAUCAGGAAAAUACAAUGACAUUCUCAAGACAGGUACUGAUUUUAUGGAACUUGUAGGUGCACAUAGAGCUGCUUUGUCUUCAAUUAAGUCCUUAGAGAGAAGGUCCACAUUCAAAACAUUGAAUGUCACCAUGGAGGACGCAGAUUCAUUAAGUGAUUUUGAACUUGAGCAAAAUAUGGAAAACAUAGAUGAUCAAGAUGGUAAGUUAGAUGACACAGUUGAGCCAAAAGGCCAACUUGUUCAAGAAGAAGAGCGGGAAAAGGGUAGAGUUGGGUUUAAAGUCUACUGGAAAUACAUCACAACUGCUUAUGGAGGAGCUCUUGUACCCUUCAUUCUACUUUCACAGACACUCACCGUGGUUUUCCAGAUUGGAAGCAAUUACUGGAUGGCUUUGGCAACUCCUGUUUCGGCAACUGUGGAACCUGAUAUUGGAAGCUUUACACUUAUGGUUGUCUAUGUUGCUUUGGCGAUUGGAAGUUCAUUUGGCACCCUUGGCAGAGCAUUUCUUUCUGUGAUAGCUGGAUACAAGACAGCCACUAUGCUCUUCAAUAAAAUGCACUUGUGCUUUUUUCGAGCACCAAUGUCAUUUUUUGAUGCCACCCCAAGUGGGCGAAUUCUUAAUAGAGCUUCAACAGACCAAAGUGCAUUAGAUAUGACCAUUCCUAAUCUAGUAUGGGGAAUCACCUUCAAUCUGAUUCAGCUCAUGGGAAAUAUUGCUGUGAUGUCUCAAGCUGCAUGGCAGGUGUUUAUAGUAUUGAUUCCUGUCAUGGCAGCUUGCAUAUGGUACCAGCGAUACUACUCUGCGUCAGCACGGGAACUGGCACGAUUAGUUGGUAUAUGCCAAGCUCCAGUUAUACAACAUUUUUCUGAAACGAUUUCUGGAUCAACAACCAUAAGAAGUUUUGAACAAGAAUCAAGAUUCAAUGACAUGAAUAUGAAAUUGAUAGACAGAUAUUCCCAACCCAAAUUAUACAAUGCUUGUGCAAUGGAAUGGCUGAAUUUCAGAUUGGAUAUUUUAUCCACUAUCACAUUUGCCUUCUGUUUGGUUUUCUUGAUAUCUUUUCCAAAUUCAAUUACUGUUCCUGGUAUUGCGGGAUUGGCUGUGACAUAUGGGCUUAAUCUGAACGCUAUACAAUUUAAUUUAAUCUGGUAUCUUUGCAAUUUGGAGAACAAAAUUAUAUCUGUAGAAAGAAUACUUCAGUACACCUCCAUCCCAAAUGAAGCUCCUCUCGUAAUUAAAGAAAACCAGCCAGAUCUUUCUUGGCCAUCAUUUGGAGAGGUUCAUAUCCAGGAUUUACAGGUUCGGUAUGCUCCUCACUUGCCGCUUGUUUUACGUGGUCUUACUUGCACUUUCACCGCUGGAGCAAAAACUGGCAUUGUGGGAAGAACUGGAAGUGGAAAAACAACUCUAGUGCAAACACUUUUCCGACUUGUUGAACCUGUUGCUGGACACAUAUUGAUAGACAAAAUUAACAUCUCUUUGAUUGGAAUUCAUGAUUUACGUUCCAGACUAAGCAUUAUCCCCCAGGAUCCAACAAUGUUCGAAGGGACCGUAAGAAGCAACUUGGACCCACUGGAAGAGUACACAGAUGAACAGAUUUGGGAGGCUCUAGAUAUGUGCCAACUUGGAGAUGAAGUAAGGAAGAAAGAAGAGAAGCUUGACUCCAUAGUUACUGAGAAUGGAGAAAAUUGGAGUAUGGGUCAAAGGCAAUUGGUGUGCCUUGGUCGAGUUCUACUUAAGAAAAGUAAGAUCUUGGUGCUUGAUGAAGCUACUGCAUCAGUUGAUACAGCCACAGAUAAUAUUAUUCAGCAAACAGUUAAGCAACAUUUUUCAGAAUGCACAGUCAUUACCAUUGCUCAUAGAAUAACUUCAAUCAUUGAUAGUGAUAUGGUUCUGUUUCUAAAUCAAGGGCUUAUCGAGGAAUAUGAUUCACCAAAGAAACUGCUUAAGAAUAAAUCUUCUUCUCUUGCUCAACUAGUUGCAGAAUACACAAGGAGAUCAAACUCUGGUUUUGGAAAAUAAGCUGAAACUGAAUUGUAUGAAUUAUAUAGAUUUGGUGACUUACCUUACUGGUAAUAUGCAGAGAUUUCAGUUACACUUUAUUUUAGCCUUACGGAGACUUAGGUCAAAUUAGAACAUAUGUCAAAUUAUUUUUACUUUGGUAUAUUGUUGUUAGAGUUAUAAACAAUACUUCUCUUCAUUAAAAAAUAUAUCUUGUUGUAAAGAACCUUGAGAUA